AUGUCCUCUCAUCCAGAGAAAGAGGAGAAAAAGAAGUGGAAGGACCUCAAGCUGAUGAAAAAACUGGAGCGGCAGCGGGCCCAGGAAGAACAGGCGAAGCGCCAGCAGGAAGAAGAGGCUGCUGCACAGAGGGAGGACCAAGGUCGGCCUUACACCCUGAGCGUGGCCCUGCCAGGCUCCAUCCUGGACAACGCCCAGUCACCGGAGCUUCGCACCUACCUGGCUGGCCAGAUUGCCAGAGCCUGCACCAUCUUCUGUGUGGAUGAGAUUGUGGUGUUUGAUGAAGAAGGCCAAGAUGCCAAGACUGUGGAGGGUGAAUUCAGGGGCGUUGGCAAGAAGGGGCAGGCGUGCGUGCAGCUGGCCCGGAUCCUGCAGUACCUGGAGUGUCCGCAGUACCUAAGAAAGGCGUUCUUCCCCAAGCACCAGGAUCUCCAGUUUGCAGGGCUUCUGAACCCCUUGGACAGCCCUCACCACAUGCGUCAGGAUGAGGAAUCCGAGUUCAGAGAAGGCAUCGUGGUGGACCGGCCCACCCGGCCAGGCCACGGGUCCUUUGUCAACUGUGGCAUGAAGAAGGAGGUGAAGAUUGACAAGAACUUGGAGCCUGGACUUCGGGUGACGGUGCAGCUGAACCAGAAGCAGCUCCCAGAAAGCAAGACCUACCGGGGGAAAGUCGUGUCUUCGCAGGACCCUCGCACCAAAGCCGGUCUCUACUGGGGCUACACAGUCCGGCUGGCUUCCUGCCUCAGUGCCGUGUUUGCUGAGGCUCCCUUCCAGGACGGGUAUGACCUGACCAUUGGGACAUCAGAGAGAGGCUCAGAUCAGUCACUGAUCCCCUCUUAUGGGCACAGGCAUGCUCUCGUGGUGUUCGGGGGCCUCCAGGGGCUGGAAGCUGGAGUGGAUGCGGACCCCAACCUGGAGGUGGCUGAACCCAGCGUCCUCUUUGAUCUGUAUGUCAACACGUGCCCCGGCCAGGGCAGCCGCACCAUCCGCACCGAGGAAGCCAUCCUCAUUUCCCUGGCUGCCCUGCAGCCUGGCCUCACCCAGGCGGGGGCCCGUCAGGCCUACGACAGCAAAGCAGCAGCAGGGAAGCCAGAGGUUCCUGGGGUUCCCCCAGGACAGACACAGCCGUGA
Messenger RNA from Puma concolor (puma), 1131 nucleotides. Lineage: Eukaryota; Metazoa; Chordata; Mammalia; Carnivora; Felidae. The record is from RefSeq and is a predicted model, not a curated record.